Messenger RNA from Nanorana parkeri, 519 nucleotides. RefSeq names its product chromosome unknown C12orf45 homolog (gene NOPCHAP1). Lineage: Eukaryota; Metazoa; Chordata; Amphibia; Anura; Dicroglossidae. Bases 17 to 490 code for a protein of 157 amino acids. Gene Ontology annotation, biological process: box C/D snoRNP assembly. Gene Ontology annotation, molecular function: box C/D methylation guide snoRNP complex binding. The record is from RefSeq and is a predicted model, not a curated record. The transcript has 4 exons.
AGUCUGAUCAGAGAAGAUGGAAGAAGUGGAGGGGCAGACAGUGAAGCAAGUCCGGUCUGGAGAGUUGUUGGAAGUUGGUUCUUCACAAGGUCUGUACAACAAGUUAUUGCUAAAUUCGAAGCAGAACAACAAAACUGCCUUGUCUUCACCAAUUGUUAGAAUGCCACGGAGCAGCAUACUUGACCGAGUCCAGAGCUUCCUGCCUCAGAUGGCCUCAGCCAAUGAAAAACUCAGCAAAGACAUUGAAACCUGCCCAGCCGGGGCCUAUGACAUAGAGAAUGUUGAAGAUCGGGAAAAGAUCAUUGAAAUGGAUGUGGCUUUGGUUGAACUGAGCAGUUCUGACUCCAGUGAAGAAGAGGAGAGCAGUUCAGAUGAAAGCUCUGACAGUGACCCAGAAGAUGAAGCAGUAACAGAACACAAUAUCAGACUGAGCCAAAAAAGAAAGAAAGCCAAAAUCGAAGUCUUAAACUUAAAUUCCCAAAUGAGUUAGGGCUCAUGAUGACGGGCCUCGUUUUCCUA